Messenger RNA from Hypoxylon fragiforme, 1151 nucleotides. RefSeq names its product alpha/beta-hydrolase. Bases 73 to 1020 code for a protein of 315 amino acids. The record is from RefSeq and is a predicted model, not a curated record. Gene Ontology annotation, cellular component: mitochondrion. The transcript has 6 exons. NCBI's taxonomy places the organism in Eukaryota, Fungi, Ascomycota, Sordariomycetes, Xylariales, Hypoxylaceae.
AUUUUCCUUUUAUAGACUUUUAGUUUUAUACGGAAGACAUUCACCACGAAACCCCCGAACCUACCGUCGACAAUGGCGACCCGGCGCAUCGUCUCGCCGCGCUCUCCAUUCGCUCUCCCUUCUCGAGGCAUAAUAAUAUCGCGGCCCUACACGCGCAGCCACUUAACCGUUCAGUCUCAGGUCCCGUUAAAAUAUGACCAUUUUACCCCCCCAGAAGAGGGCCGCGACGCGCGAGAUUCGCCCAUAGUAUUUAUGCACGGCCUCUUCGGGUUCAAGAGGAAUUUCAGGGCCGUGUCUCAAGCCUUAGCUCGAGAUCUGAAGCGCCAUGUCUAUGCGGUAGACCUACGUAACCACGGCGAAAGUCCCCACGCGCGCCACCAUACCUACCCCGCCAUGUCCGACGACGUCGUGGGUUUCAUCGAGAAUUUGCAGCUACAAAACCCGACGCUCAUCGGCCAUUCCAUGGGCGCCAAAGUAGCCAUGACCCUCGCCCUCACGCACCCCGCCCUCCUCGCCUACCUCAUCGCCGUCGACAACGCCCCCGUCGAGAGCCCGCUGAACCACGACUUCUGGACGUACAUGCAAGGGAUGACCGCGAUCGACACGGGGCACUACACGAGCCGCAAGGACGUCGACCGCGUCUUCUCCACCUACGUCUCCGACCCCCUUGUGCGGCACUUCCUCCUCGCGAACCUGACCCGCGUCCCCUCCCCCGACGGCCCUUACCGCUUCCAGUUCCCCGUCCUCACCCUGCGCAAGGCCCUCGUCCGCCUCGGCAAGUUCCCCUUCCACGACCCGGAGGCGACCCACUUCGACAAGCCGGCUUUGUUCAUCCGCGGCACCAGGAGCCACUACGUCUCGGAUAAGGUCUUGCCCCUGACUCGUCGGUUCUUCCCGAAUAUGCAGCUGGUCGAUAUCGACUGCGGACACUGGGUCAUCUCGGAGAAGCCGCAGCCAUUUAUGGAGGCCGUCAAAACGUUCCUCAGAGAGCAGGAGUCAAAAUCACCUAAGCAAGAAUAAAGCCCUGCGACUUCUCAACGUAAAAGCCGUUGUGUCAUUAUUUCGUAGGUACGGAGGGGAUAUCAUCUUCUAACGAGGGAAGAGAAAAUAUAUACAUCGACGCCUGCUUGCCGUGUGUCGACCUCGGCGUC